UGUCACUGCCACUGUGAUUUGUGAUUUAUAUCUCUGCUAUUUGUAUCACCAGCUAUUUACUAUUCAUAUAGUUCGAUCUAUUUAUCCUUAUUCCCAUUUCUAGAGUGAUGCCUGCCUUAGUCCCUUCCUGGAGCCGUGACUACUAUUCCGACGAUGGUUGACAGUACAACCAAACUCCAAGUACGAACUCGAAAAUACCUACUCCCCCCCCUUGAUUCGGCGCUUUUCAGCGCUAUCGUCUCGGAUUAUGACCUCGCCGACUGCGAGAGCUUGAAGCAGCUCGAAGAUAUUUUGGAUGCUUUGAAAGCGACGGCAGACGAACAGCAAGACCUGCCAUUCGACCCCUCGGGUACGGGCGGCUUGAGUGCUGCGGAUUUGGUUGAUAAUGAUGGCAGUACAUCGCGAAACGACACCAGCGGAUCACGCGAGACCGAUAUUACGAGUCUGAGAUCAGACCUUUCGUCUCUUGUGAUAGACAGCGAGACUGCCAGGACUUCAAACAUAAAAUCAUAUAUAAUCGACUCCAAUGGGAUGCCGAGUCUGACGGGCAUGACAGUCGAGGAAAAGAUUGGCUAUCUAUCAGAAAUGUUUCCGUCUGUCGCACAGUUUACGAUCAAACAUACUCUUACCAAAUGCGAUGGCGAUGUGGAUCGUUCCAUGGAUCUGCUUCUCAAUAUCGCCUUUUUCGACAGCCAAGAAAGCCAGUCCCCUGUUGACGAAGAUGCUAGAAUAUCUAUACCGAAAGGCAUUGACGGAUUCGUGUCUCCUCAGAACGGAAGGAAGAAAGGCAAGAAUAGAAAAGCAAAAACAAGAGCUCCUGCAGGAUUCUCGUCUCUUGACUCGCCAGAGUCACCUAUUCGUAAUAAAUGGGACGAUGCAAAAGAGGAUCUAGAUUUUAUAUGUUCUCGCACCUCGUCAGUGCUUAGGAGGGAGACCGUAUCGUCAGCUUACCACCAGAACCAUGCGUCUCUUCCAGAAACAAUUAGAUUUCUCGCAGCAGCGAACACUCUCAAAACCGGCAGCAACGACGAAGUGCUUGUAGCGCAGGUCGCAGAGCUUGUGCAAGAUUUCCCCACCAUUUCAAUCCCAAUAUUAGAAGGGCUGCUUAGUAUCACGGCUCAUUCAACAUCAGCUGCCAACGAGCUGGCUAGAGCUACUCUCGCUCAGCCUUCACGGCAAGCAUCCGACAUCGUUCGCAUUGCCGCUCCGGCUCCUAUUCUUGACGAUGAAGAAGAGAGACCAGCACGGCCAUCAGCUGCGCUUCCUCGAAUACCACUAGAAUACAACUCGGCGCAAACCAUAGCAAAUUCUCACUUUGCGGCCGGCUCCACGGCAUUUGUCAAAGCAUCAGCUGCUUAUCGUCGUGGUAAAUCCGAUCGUCUGAUGGGCGGUGCAGCCGCCUAUUACGCAUCAGUCGGCCGCGAGCAUUUGGAGAAGGCGAAAAGGGAGGCAUCUGCAGCGGCAGAUGCGCUGGUCAACGCACAGUCAACGGUUGAUUCGCUUGAUCUUCACGGCGUGAGUGUUCAAGACGGAGUUCGGAUUGCUAGUGACCGUGUUUCGCGGUGGUGGGAGUCUCUUGGGGAUACGAAAUAUGCAGUUGGAGGAUCAGCCCAGGGACCAUAUCGAAUUAUUACUGGCGCUGGUCGCCAUAGUCGUGAUGGCACGUCGCGAUUGGGUCCUGCGGUUGGCAAGAUGUUGGCGACAGAAGGGUGGAAAGUUGAAGUUGCGGAUGGAGUCCUCAUUGUUACCGGCAAAAGCCGCCGUCGGUGACUACCGUCAGGUUAUUGGAAUGCAUUUUAUGGUGUAUGUAGAUACCCUUUGGAUUUGGAUCUGUUAGAUGUUGUUCUAGACUUUGCAUCCAUAUCCAGGUAAUGUCAGCGCUCGGAUUUUACGACUAGCCAAUGAUGAAAUAGAACUUGUAUAAUAUCUCAUCUCUAUAUAUUUCAAAUAGUCAAAUAUAGAAAUUCAGCAUAUUUGCG
This is a messenger RNA of Talaromyces proteolyticus, 1979 nucleotides long. RefSeq names its product Smr domain protein. The record is from RefSeq and is a predicted model, not a curated record. NCBI's taxonomy places the organism in Eukaryota, Fungi, Ascomycota, Eurotiomycetes, Eurotiales, Trichocomaceae. Gene Ontology annotation, molecular function: ubiquitin binding. The transcript has 2 exons. The coding region runs from base 154 to 1770 and encodes 538 amino acids.